Molecule: messenger RNA, 957 nt
Organism: Penicillium digitatum Pd1
Lineage: Eukaryota; Fungi; Ascomycota; Eurotiomycetes; Eurotiales; Aspergillaceae
Product: SSH4 family protein
Biological process (GO): protein transport to vacuole involved in ubiquitin-dependent protein catabolic process via the multivesicular body sorting pathway
Cellular component (GO): endoplasmic reticulum
Source: RefSeq, a predicted model, not a curated record
AUGUCCAAUCACCUCCACAACGAUUGCCCGCCAAGCUACGAUGCAUCACAACAAUCUUGGGGGAUGUCCGACACUCAGCCACAGACCGAUGCUUCAGCCUCAGGCAACCCUCCAUAUCACAACUGGCAAGAAAUAGUCCCAGACACAGCCACAUUCCCACCUCCCCCAAUCACCGGCUAUCUAACCUCAGGCACGGGGAACGCCUCUGAAGAUGACGCCCAACGGGCCCAUGAUUUCUGCGACUCCAUACCCCUCUGGCUCCCAACUCAGCCCUCAACUGCUGUCUACCACGACGUUCAGACCUACGAUCUUCGACCCGUGCAACCGGCCGAGCUGCGUGGCAAUGUCUCGGCUGUUGCGCGUGGCCGCUGGCGUGGACACAGCGUUGACGGGAACGGGGAUUGUGUCGUGCUUACCCAAUUGCCCAUGUACUUCCCUGCUGCGGAUUCGCCGUUUGUGCGUGAGCUGAAGAAGACCAUCUACUUUGAGAUUAAGUUGGUGGCGCUGAGGGCGGGGCCAACACCAGAGGAUUGUAGUGGAAUCUCGAUUGGGUAUGCUGCGCAGCCUUAUCCGUCGUGGAGAUCGCCUGGUUGGGAACGAGGUGGGCUGGGGGUGUUUUCAGAUGAUGGAUGUCGAUUUGUGAAUGAUUCGUUUGGGGGCCGGGAUUUUACCACGGUGUUCAAGGUGGGUGAGACGGUUGGGUUGGGAAUGGAGUUUGAGCUGCCGGAGAAUAUUUACAGUGGGGAUAUAAAGAAGAAGAGAUGCAAGGUGCAGAUCUUCUUGACGCGGAAUGGAUGUCGAUCUGGGGGUUGGGAUCUGCAUGAGGAGGUCGAUGCGGAUUCGGGGGGCGUUGAGGGCUUGGAAGGGGACUAUGACCUCUAUGGGGCGAUUGGGUUGUUCGGUGGCGUCGAUUUCGAGUCUUGUUUUGACCCUGCAGGAUGGCUAUGGAAGCCAUGA